This is a messenger RNA of Closterium sp. Yama58-4, 2616 nucleotides long. Lineage: Eukaryota; Viridiplantae; Streptophyta; Zygnematophyceae; Desmidiales; Closteriaceae. The record is from the annotation of a GenBank genome assembly.
AUGGUCUCCCCUUCUCGGCUCUGGAGUUCCGCGUUGAGAUCCCCCAACUCCAGCUGCCCCGGGGAGGUGGUAACCACGGCGAGGAGGGGCUUGAAGCUGAAUCCCGACGACAUAGAGCUCAACUACCUGGAAGCUUCUGCACACCAUGCGCUGGGUGAUUUUGAGGCAGCGCUGCAUCAGUAUACUCACAUCCUCGGGCUCUCGCCCACAGACAGCCACACCUCCACUCUCCAGGGCAUGGCAUUUUACCAGAGGGAGAUAGCAGCCUACACAGUAUCCAAGCUGGACCUUCCAUUUGCUCAGUUCCGACUGGACUACGAGCUUAACAAUGAACUCAAGGAAGCAUGGGUGCGAAAGCAGUCGCCCCUCUCCAUCCUCCCUGCCUACCGCCCCCUCCCCAUCCGCCUCGUUCGCAACCCCCCUCUCAUCCGCUUCUCCCCCCAAGUGCGGGCUCUAAUUGCCAAGGCGGACGAAAUCGGGCGGCGCACGCAGUACUUUGUGGAUGGCUUCAUGCCGCACAAAAGACAACACCGCAUGGCGGGGCUUGCCGCCCUGGAUCUGAUGCAGAGGGUGAAUGCCACGUGGCAGCACAUGAUUGAGGAACGGAAGGCAAGAGAUGGGGAUGGGGAGGAGGAGGGUGAAAGGCUCAGGGAGAGCGAGGGAGACGACAAGGAUAGCAGGAACAACAAGAAUAUCAGCGGUGAAAGUGAUGGUGAUAGUAGUGAAGGUACCAGUAGUGGAAGGAGCAGCAACGACAAAAGGGCGAGUGGGAGAGGGGCACAGAGAGGCUCCCGACGGAAAACACCCCGAGUGUCCCUCAAAUCCUCCGCAGCAGGGAAGAGAUCCAACGGCCGAGAUAAGCCCAUCGGCUCAUCGGGCCGAUCCAACGGUGCACAGCUGAUCUCCGGGUGGAGAGACAUGUUCGAUGGGAUCAUACGGUGGAGGCAGCAUGCUGAGCCCUGCGAUACAAUCACAUGGAUCGACCAGCUCAAAAACGAGUACCCCAAGGGCUUCGGUACAAUCACAGCCAUGCGCGUGGGGCAGAUGCAUAACCUGAAAUACUACCCGUUUCAGGACUGGGCGUUUGAGGUUAUGAGAUCCGUUCUGCUGGAGACUGAAAUGGCGUCGAAUGCAACCAACUGGCCGCUGCCGGUGCCGCGGCGGGUGCAUGGGAAGGCGAUAGAGGCGGCGGGGGAUUUCGGGGAUUUACACCGCGUGGUGGGGGAGAACUUCUUUGUUACCACUCAGUGUUACAGCGAGGCGUUUCCCGGGCGAGUGAUGAACGGCACCCAGCUGACCCUGGUGGAGGCCUCAGGCUCGUAUGACUUCACCAUUCGUACAGCCGUCACGCCGGAGCGCAGUGCCGAAUUUUUCCAGGAGCUGCACAAGACAUGGGAGGAGCUCAGUGAGGCCGCCACUGACACGCACUUGCGGGCCACUGACUUUCACCUGUACCGGCAGCGAGUGAGGGAGGGGGUGCUGCGGAUGGGGUACUACUGGUAUCAGUUCAUGCCGCUCACCCGCGGGUCGGCGAUGGUCGGCAUUAUCUCCAUCCUCGGCCUCUCCCUGGCUGCUGACAUGGAAACUCUCUCACUCAUCCCCAAGGAUGUUCAGGUGGACUGGGAGGCGAUCCUAAAUCCGCGUUUUAAGCAGUUCAAUGACUCGGUAUCGCCUUGUAACCGCGCGGAUUCAGGCGCCCGUUUUCCGCGCGCAGACUUGCGCGCCGGGCGGUAUAUCGAGUCAGUUAGAUUGCAUGCUUCGUGGGGGCUGUUGCCGCUGACGUGGCAGCAGCAGCGACAACGACAGCAGGGGGAGUGGCGAGGGGUUCAGGGCAUUAGAGGGGGCAGGGAGGCCCGGCGAAAGUUCAGGGUUUAUGCAGGGGCGAAUUUCGGGGAGGAGCGAUGGAGCCUGAAACGAGCGGGAAGCGGGCUGGAUGGAAGUGAUACUAACGAGGGUAACUCGAAUGACAUUAAUGUCAGGGAUGACUCUAACGGGGGCGAGUUGGAGGGUGAGGGAAGAAGAGAGGAGGAGAGAAGGGGAGGAGUGAAGGAGGAAGGAGGGGAGGUGGAGGGAGAGGGAGAGGAGGUGGGGCAGGGUCAAGUCAAAAAGCCACUUCACGUGGUGCUCGUGUGCCCUCAGAUUCCUGGCAAUACCGGGUCCAUUGCGCGCACAUGUGCUGCCACGGCCGUUCCCCUGCACCUGGUCAAGCCCCUGGGAUUUGACAUCACGGAUUCAAAGCUUAAGAGAGCAGGUCUGGACUACUGGCCGUAUGUGGUGGUGAACGUGCAUGAUAGCUGGGGCACAUUCAUGGAGUAUUUCAACCAGCAGCCGGAGCCCAAGCGGCUGAUUGCCUUUUCCAAACGAGGCUCUGUGCCCCACCAUGAUAUUCAGUAUCAACCAGGUGAUUGGCUGUUGUUUGGGGCUGAAACAUUUGGCCUGCCACCAGAGGCCAUGGAAGAGUGCUCACUUGGGGACUAUGGGGGAGGGAUUGCUCGCAUUCCUAUAGACGAAACAUAUGUCCGCUCUCUAAACCUUGCUGUGUCGGCAGGAGUAGGAGUAUACGAGGCUUUGCGACAGAUUGAAGGCCAUGCAGACGAUACUGUUGUUAGGAAUUAG